UUGCUUGCAGCCUAAGUAAGCAAACGAAUUGCAAGUCAGUUGCACUUAAAUUAAUAAUAAUAAGAGGGGACUUUUGGUUAAGUUUUAUUAAAAAAACUAAAAAACAGAAUUAUAUAUUUACAUAUAUAUAUGACGAGUUCGUGUGAUGCUGUGCAUAGAGAAGUGAUAUUUUAUAUAGAAAAACCAUUUUGAGUGAAAGAAUUUAUGUGAAUUUAAUCCUUUGAGAAAAGGAUAAAGACAAUUUCAUAGAAUAACAAAACAAAUAGAAGAAUUUUGGAUUAACAGUGUUUAGAAAUGAAAGUGCUUUUAUUACUGACGCUACUGGCGGUGACAUAUGGCGCUCGUUUAGACAACAAAUAUUUACCGCCACCUGCCAGUGCGGCCUCUGCAGGCGGUGGGCCUGGUUUGCAAGGUCCAGGCGGUUUCACUGGUGCCGGUGGUCCUGGCAGACCAUUUGGUCAACCAAAUAAUGGUUUGGGUGGUUUUUCAGGUGCUGGCGGACCUUCAAGACCAAUUGGUCCACCAAGCGGUGGUUUUGGUGGUCGUCCUGCUCCUGGGCCUUCCCAACCUUCAGGUCCACAAAUUCCAAUUCUCUCAUAUGUUAAUGAAAAUGACGGUGACGGAAAUUAUCGCUUUAGCUAUGAAACUGGUAAUGGUAUUAAGGCACAGGAAGAGGGUACUAUUAAAAAUAAGGGCUCACAGAAUGAAGUUGCCUCAGUUGCUGGUUCAUAUUCCUACACUAAUCCAGAAGGUGAACUAGUUGAAAUUACUUAUACUGCUGAUGAGAAUGGGUUUCAGCCUUCAGGCGACGCUUUACCAACACCCCCACCAAUCCCAGAAGCUAUUGCUAAAGCAUUAGCAGCACAAGGUAUCUCACAGGCACCUGGCGGUGGUUUUGUUGGUGGACCUGGUGCUAGUGGACCUGGCGGUUAUGGCGGAGCUGGAGGUUACGGCGGAGGUGCUGGAGGUGGUGGAUAUGGUGGUGGAGCUGGAGGUCCUGGUGCACCUGGACGUGGAGGUGCCGGUGGAUUCGGUGGUGGUGCUGGAGGUGGCGCUGGUGCUGGCGGCUAUGGUGGUGGUGCAGGUCCUGGUGGUUAUGGUGGUGGCGCUGGAGGACCUGGUCGUGGAGGUGCUGGUGGUUUUGGUGGUGGCGCUGGAGCUGGAGCUGGAGGCUAUGGUGGUGGUGCUGGAGGGCCUGGCGCACCUGGUCGUGGAGGUGCUGGUGGUUUUGGUGGUGGCGCUGGUGCUGGUGCUGGCGGUUAUGGAGGUGGAGCCGGAGGUCCUGGUGCUCCAGGUCAUGGAGGUGCUGGUGGUUUUGGUGGUGGUGCUGGUGGCGCUGGAGGUUAUGGUGGUGGUGCAGGUGGUCCUGGAGCACCCGGUAGAGGAGGUGCGGGUGGUUUUGGAGGACAGGGUGGCCCUGGCGGAUUUGGAGGUGGAGCCGGUGGUCCUGGCGCACCUGGUCGUGGAGGUGCUGGAGGUUAUGGUGGCGGUGCAGGUGGUGGAGCUGGAGGCGCUGGUGGAGCUGGAGGUUAUGGUGGUGGUCCCGGUGGCCCUGGAGCACCCGGUAAAGGAGGAGCGGGUGGUUUUGGAGGACAUGGUGGUGCUGGAGGAUUUGGAGGUGGAGCUGGUGGUCCUGGCGCACCUGGUCGUGGUGGUGCUGGUGGUUUCGGUGGAGCUGGAGGUGGUCCUGAAGCACCUGGUCGUGGUGGUGCUGGCGGUUUCGGUGGAGCUGGAGGAGGUGCUGGUGGCGCUGGUGGGCCCGGUACGCAAUAUAUUCCCCCAGCCGCCGGUCGGCCUGGAAAUGGUGAAUUUAAUCCUCAAACAGGAUACAAUUAUUAGAUUCAUGGAUGUAGAAUUUAUUGCACUUCUAAACACAAUCUCCUUGAACACUGUCUCUCUGAAACAUCAUCUGCCGAAAAUACUCGUAGAACUAAGAUGUAUUCUUUUGUAACUUUUUAUCAUUUUUAAUAUUUAUUUGAUAUUUUUAAUGCUUGCCAUGUCUAACCUCUUUCGAAUCAUUAAAUUAUUUAGAUUAAUUUUUUAAAGAAAAUCCUAUAAAAAGGAUUUUAGUUUUUUAAGUAAUUUCCAAGUGUUUGUGAAC
This is a messenger RNA of Teleopsis dalmanni, 2101 nucleotides long. Its product is annotated as glycine-rich cell wall structural protein-like. Gene Ontology annotation, cellular component: chitin-based extracellular matrix. The coding region runs from base 295 to 1839 and encodes 514 amino acids. NCBI's taxonomy places the organism in Eukaryota, Metazoa, Arthropoda, Insecta, Diptera, Diopsidae. Gene Ontology annotation, molecular function: structural constituent of chitin-based larval cuticle. The record is from RefSeq and is a predicted model, not a curated record. The transcript is spliced from 3 exons.